This is a messenger RNA of Encephalitozoon romaleae SJ-2008, 3006 nucleotides long. Its product is annotated as chromosome segregation protein. NCBI's taxonomy places the organism in Eukaryota, Fungi, Microsporidia, Unikaryonidae. Gene Ontology annotation, molecular function: ATP binding; protein binding; ATP hydrolysis activity. The record is from RefSeq and is a predicted model, not a curated record. The transcript has a single exon. Gene Ontology annotation, cellular component: chromosome. Gene Ontology annotation, biological process: chromosome organization. Bases 1 to 3006 code for a protein of 1001 amino acids.
AUGUUCAUCAAGGAGAUAAUUCUCGAUGGGUUUAAGUGUUAUGAAGAAAAGGUGACGAUGGCAAAUCUCGACAAAUCUUUCAAUGCAAUAACUGGGAUGAAUGGUUCUGGGAAGUCCAAUGUUCUUGAUGGAAUAUUGUUUGCUCUUGGGCUUGAAAGUACAAAGGCUCUUCGUGCAAGUAACAUCGGGGAGCUGGUUAACACCAACAGAAGGGAGUGCAGGGUGAGUCUUGUGCUGUGUAACAGGGAAAAGUCUAGGAGUCCUCCUGGAUACGAGCAUUACGAUGAGAUCUGUGUCUCCAGGACCAUUGAUCCAGAAGGAAGAACAAAGUGCUACAUAAACAAUCAUCUUUGCUCUUUCUCUACAUUGAGCAAGCUAUGUGUAUCGAUGGGGCUGGGGUCGAGGGGAACAUUUUCCUCUAUUGUGAUGCAAGGGCAUAUAACAAAGGUUCUGAGCAUGAAGAGUUCUGACCUUAGGGAGCUAAUUGAGGAGACGGCUGGGACAAGAUCCUAUGAGAAGGAGAAAGAGAGGGCAAUGGCCAUGAUUGAGAAGAAGGAAGAGAGGCUUAAAGAUGUACAAGAGAUGCUGAAGAGAAGGAUAUCUCCGUUUUACGACAAGCUUCGACAAGAAAGAACAAGGUUUCUUGAGACCAGGGAUCUUCAUGAGAAGAAAAGGGAGCUGGAGCACAGAGAACGGGAGAUUAGAAAAAGAUUAGCCCUCCAUGAGAUUGGGGAGGAGGUGGAUACUUUAGGCAAAUGCUUAAAGAACUAUGCUGCGGAAAUGAAGAGCCUAGAAGCCAUUGAAAAAAGGAUAGAGGAGAUCUCUGGGAUCAAAGAAGAGGUUGAUGUUGUGUGGAUCAAGACAUCUAUUGAUGGAGAGAGAUUGAGAUUGGAUGAGUUGAAGAGUAAGAAUCUGGAAGAAGAACUUCGGCUGAAGAAAGAAGAGAUGGAUGUGAUAAAGAACCUGAAACCCAACCUGGAAUUGGAUAAGUUAGCUGAGAGGGAGAGAUUGCUUGUGGAAAGUCUGAGAAGAAUUGACUCUGGGGAGAAUGAUGUGUUAAAGAAGAUUGAGGAGAUUACUUCACUUAAGUUUCAAAGGUCCCGUGUUGAGUUUGAGUUUAAUUCUAUUCCCGAGGUGGGGUUUUCUCAAGAAAGAUUAGAUGAAAUUGAGAAGCUUAAAGUUUCUGAGGAUGAGAUUGAGGAGUUGAGGAAGAAAGCCCGUAUGUUGAGAUCUAAAAUCAGCUAUCCCUUUGUAGAAGGUGUAUUUGGGACUGUCGAGGAGAACAUUGAGAUAUGCAACAGGAAGUAUCUUGAAGCUGUGUACACUGUGAUGGGGCAGAGAAGUAAGUAUGUCAUAACGUCUGAUGAGAAGGUUGGUGGAUUUUUGGUGAGCACUAUGGAAAGGAGUGUAAGUGUGAUACCACUUUCGAAAAUAAGAGUAUUUUACCUUUCUCCAAAUGUCUUGAGGGAGAUAGAAUCGAAAGGCGGAGUGAGCAUGGUCAGCCUUUUGAAGUUCGACAGUAAUGUUCGUAAGGCUAUUGAGUUUGUCUUCAACAACUUCUUUGUGUUUGAAAGUAAGGAGAUGGCCAGGAAGGUUUGCUUUGAGCAGAAAGUGAUGUGUGUGACUGUGGAUGGAACUGUAUAUGAUCCGAAGGGAACGCUCAGCGGAGGAAAGACAAACUUCAGGGUUAAUACGGUACGUAGAAAGGAUGUGGAGGAUAUUGAAAGGGCAAUUGAGUCUUUGGAGGCAAACAAAAGGAGGUUUGAUGGUGUGAAGCAAGAGUACAAUGGAUUGUUGAGAAGCAAAACAUUGCACGAAAGAAGAGAGAAGCUGAAAGAGGAGAUGGAGUCUCUUGAUACAAGAAUUUCCAUAUUGUCUGACCUAUGUGAGAAUGGAAUGAACAUUAAGGAGGAGUUGAGAGCUGUACGAGAAAAGAUGGUUGAAGGGAUGAGGGAGAAGAACGAGGUGGAUGGACUCAUGGAAAGAAGAAAGAAGCUGGAGAAUAGGAUAAAGGAAAUUGAAUCUGAAAUCUUGAGCAGCAAGGAGGAAAUAAGGAUGUGUGAGGAAAGGAUACUAUCUUAUGAAAAGAUGUUAGGGAAGCAUAAUAUUGAGAACGAUAGCAGAAGAAUGAGUGAAAAGGAAAUGGAUGGGCUUGAGGCUAAGCACAGGGAUCUAAUCAGGAGUACUGGAAAGUUGCAUAACAGAGCCAUGAAAAUUUAUAAUGAUGUUGAAAGGAAGCUGAAACAAGUGCCUCAGAACGAUGUAGAGCAAGAAAGGGUUUGCAUGGUUGAUGAGGAGGUUCAUAAAAUAGCAGAGUCUGUUGGAAUUAGUCCUAGAUGUCUUCUAAUUAGGAAGCAAUGCAUGGCUGAAGAAGAAAAGAAUGGACUUAAAAGAGAGUUGGAAAUGAUUACAAAUGAGAUGGAGAGACUAAGGUGUAUGAAGAGGUCCACGAUGGAUCCAGCAAACUUUGAUUUGCUUGAGCGGAAUGAACUGAUGAUUGAAGAGCUUAAGGAGAAGAUUGAUAAGCUUGAAAAGGAUAGGUUUGCAAUUGGACAAAGUAUAUCAAGGUUUGAUGAUUUAGGAUAUAAGGAGAACCUGAAGGCAUUCAAGCACAUUAAUGGAAGGCUGGGAAGGUUCCUUAGAUAUUUUAUACCGGGAUCUGAUGCAAGGAUAGAUGAGAAGAAUGGGGAGUAUGCUCUGAAAGUCAAGGUUGGGAGUUGGAAGGAGUCUCUAAAUGAGCUUAGCGGGGGGCAGAGAUCUCUUGUAGCUCUUUGCCUAAUAUUCUCAAUGCUGACAUACAGGCCGUCUUCCUUUUACAUCUUUGACGAGAUUGAUUCUGCAUUGGACUUAAGUUAUACACAAGGCAUUGGAGAAAUCAUAAAGAAGGAAUUCGAUAGUGCUCAAUUUAUAGUUGUGUCUCUAAAGAGCGGGAUGUUUGACAAUGCAAACAACAUAUUCAAAGUGUAUCUACAGGAUGGGAAGUCGAGGAUAUGUAGGAUAAAGUGA